Cokeromyces recurvatus is the source of this 856-nucleotide messenger RNA. Its product is annotated as UPF0014 family. The coding region runs from base 27 to 785 and encodes 252 amino acids. The record is from RefSeq and is a predicted model, not a curated record. NCBI's taxonomy places the organism in Eukaryota, Fungi, Mucoromycota, Mucoromycetes, Mucorales, Mucoraceae. The transcript has 6 exons.
UUUUUUUUUUUAAAUACAAUCUAUAAAUGGAAGACGUUGUUAAACAGCCAGAUUUAUCAUGGUGGAAUGUAACUGAAGCAUCAAUAGCUAUUAUUUUUGCAGCUUUCAUUAGUUUAAUUUUAGGGCUAAAAUUGGAAUUUUCAUUAUUAAUAUCUGGUCUUCGAUGCAUUGUUCAAUUAUCUUUAACUGGUUUAAUAUUGAACGAUAUAUUAAGAACUCAAUAUAUGAGUAUUGUUAUAGGAAUGUCAAUUUUUUUAGUUCUUUUAGCCACAUAUGAAAUAGUUUGUAACAGAACAAAGAAAACAUUUAAAGGCAUGUUUCCUUUAAUGUUUGCUAUUUUAUUCUUCAGUAACUUGAUUGUCACCGUCAUUGGAUCAGUAUUUGUUAUGAAAGCUGAUCCCUUUUGGGAGCCUUCUAUUUUUAUUCCUGUUAUCGGUAUGCUUCUAGGAAAUUCAAUGAGUAGUGUAGCAAUGGCUGUAGAACGUUGCUUAGAUCAAUUUAGUAUACAUGCACCUAUACUGGAGACUAGAUUAUCCUAUGGAGCAUCACGAUAUGAAGCUUCUUUACCGCUGGCGGUAGAGACGAUUCGAAUUGCAUUAUUACCAGUUUUUACACAACUUAGUGUGAUGGGAAUGAUUAAUAUUCCUGGCAUGAUGACAGGCCAAAUUAUGGCAGGAAUGCCAAUUAUGCAAUCUGUUAUGUAUCAACAAUGUAUUAUGUUUAUGGUUGCAGCAAGUAGCGCAUUAGGCGUAGUGAUGUCGGUUGCAGUAAAGUAUUAUAGAUGAAUCUUUUGCAUAUAAUUUAUAUUUAUUAUUAAUAAUAAUAUCAUGUAGGCUUGUUUAUCCAUACUUAUCGA